UUCGUUAUUUGUUCUUACAUUGUAUCCGCACGCGGCCCACUUGAAUAAUAAGCAUGCAGAGUUUGCUAAAAAGUACUGUCCGGGCGGCUGCUGUCUGUCGAAAAAAUUUCAUCCAAUCAGCGGCGAAGUACUCGUCAAGCUCAUUUGGCACUGCACAGGGACCAACAUCUCCUUUGACUUUCCUCACGGAGGAUGAGUUGAUGAUGAAGGAAACGGUAGCCAAGUUGGCUCAAGAGCAAAUUGCCCCUCUGGUCAGGAAAAUGGACGAAGAGCACCAAUUUGAUCCUAGCGUGAUUAAAGCUGUUUUCGAUAAUGGUCUGAUGGGCGUGGAAGUUGGAGAAGAGUACGGUGGAAGCGGGUGCAACUUUUUAACUAUGAUGCUGGUCGUUGAAGAGCUCGCCAAGGUUGAUCCCGCUGUUUCCGCGUUAGUCGACAUUCACAACACCCUGGUCAAUUCAUUAAUGAUUAAACUGGGAACUGAGGAACAGAAGAAAAAAUAUCUGCCCAAGCUAUGUCAGGAAUAUAGUGGAAGCUUUGGCCUCUCUGAACCUUCUGCUGGCUCAGAUGCUUUCUCACUGAAGACCACCGCCAAAAAAGAUGGCAAUCACUACAUCCUUAAUGGAACCAAGAUGUGGAUUUCUAAUUCUGAUAUGUCUGGAGUGUUCCUUAUUAUGGCUAAUGCUAAUCCCUCCGCUGGCUAUCGUGGCAUUACCACCUUCAUCGUUGAACGUGAUACGGAGGGCUUUACUGUUGGAAAGAGAGAGAGUAAGCUCGGAAUUUGCGCUUCCGGCACAUGUCAGCUACAUUUUGACAACGUUCGUGUGCCCGAGGAGAAUAUUCUUGGUGAGCUUGGUAAGGGCUAUCAAUACGCUGCAGGAUUCCUUAACGAAGGUCGUAUUGGCAUUGGUGCGCAGAUGCUUGGAUGUGCUCAGGGUUGUUUCGAUGCUACUAUUCCUUAUUUGCUGGAACGUAAGCAGUUCGGUUCAGACAUCUAUUCUUUCCAGAGUAUGCAACAUCAAGUUGCAACUAUUGCUAUGGAACUCGAAGCUGCUCGCCUGUUGGUAUAUAAUGCUGCCCGUUUACAAGAAGCUAAAGUACCUUUCUUGAAGCAAGCAGCUAUGGCUAAGACGUACGCUUCUGAAGUGGCUCAGCGAACUACCGUUAAGUGCAUUGAUUGGAUGGGCGGCGUCGGUUUUACAAAGGACUUCCCACAAGAGAAAUUCUACCGCGAUUGUAAGAUUGGCGCAAUCUACGAGGGUACAACAAACAUGCAGUUGAGCACGAUCGCCAAAGUGCUUAAGAAGGAAUAUGAAUCGUAAGAAACGGCCAAUUCCCAGCAACAAGUAUUCAAGUCUUCCAAAAUAUUAUGUAAUAUGCCACACGACAGUAAAGAGUACAGCUUCUUUCAACCUGAAGCAAACUCACACUCUCGCGACUUUCGUAUACGAAAAAAAAACUGAUAAGCUAACAUGUGUUAGAGAGUGAGCCGGUAGAAUUGUUGCGUUUCUAUGUUGUACAUGUAUCCUAAACCGAAUAAGCGAUAACAGUGUGCAAUAUUACAUAUGCAAUUUUAAUUUCAUAAAACCAGGAGCUCAGAAUUUAGCUAUAAAUAAAAAACAAACGAUGACAAUCAGUAGACUUUAAUCGUGGUUAUAAUCAAAAUGAAACAAGCACAUUUUUCGUGCAAUGUGUAUUAAUUAUAAAUUUAACCUGAUAAUGCUAAUAAAUAAUUACACCCA
Molecule: messenger RNA, 1739 nt
Organism: Sabethes cyaneus
Lineage: Eukaryota; Metazoa; Arthropoda; Insecta; Diptera; Culicidae
Product: short/branched chain specific acyl-CoA dehydrogenase, mitochondrial
Exons: 1
Coding region: 54-1319 (421 amino acids)
Cellular component (GO): mitochondrion
Molecular function (GO): acyl-CoA dehydrogenase activity; flavin adenine dinucleotide binding
Source: RefSeq, a predicted model, not a curated record